CACUCCUUCAGACGCUACUUCUCUUUGCCUCAACACACAGACAUGGCAACGAUUACGUCCGUCAUGUCUGCAGAUGGUAUCCUCACAAUCACUGCGCCAAAAAUAAAAACAGAAACGACAAAAGAAAAUGCAAUCAAUCAAACUUCCGCUUCGAAUUAUCUUGAGAAAGUCAGCGAAACUCGAAAACAAAUGGCUUCAAAGGACGAAUCUCAAAUAGAUUCAGAACACUCGUCAUCUACACGAAAAGAAAGCUGUUCAUGCAAUUUUGGGUCCAAAAUAACAGUUGAUUCUAGAUUUCACCACGGUUCGUGGGACACAUCCUUGCCCAUCACUCGAAGGGGAGCUUUCUUCCAAGACUCAUUCUUCUCCGGUAUACAUCGCGACUUCGAUGCCUCCAUCAGGAAUGUCCUCAAUGGCUGGAAUGACGCCGACCUCCAUCUGAAGGACUGCUGGGACGAUGACGACUUCCACCGCAGCGACAGACUGGGCCGCUACAGACAACUUCGAUCGCAGAACCUGUGGAGUGACAACCAGGCCGUUACAGUUACCUCGAAUAAUAUUAGUUAUAAGAUCUUGUUGGAUAUGCAUGCCUUUGUGGAUGGAGAGGUGAAGGUGAAGUUGAUGGGCGAGAAUGAGCUGUUGGUGGAGGCCCAUUCAGCCAGCUCCUCGCUCACCUUCAGACGCAGCUUUUCCUUGCCUAAGUCCAUUGACAUAACGUCCAUCACGUCUGUCAUGUCGUCAGAUGGCAUCCUCACAAUCACUGCGUCUAAGAAGGAGAGUGAAACACAACAGAAGACUUCUGUCAUCCCCACUAGUGUCAAGGAAACGCACAAUGCAUCAGAAGUUCACAGCCCAACUUCCUUCACGACCUCGGGAGUUUCUGAGGAAGUAGCAUCUGGCCGAGGAAUGCCCUACACAGCCCAAGAAGAGGAACGCAAAUACGCACAGUGCUCUCAGGAGAAUAUCGACAAGGACAAGAUCCAAACAGCAGCUUUCAAUAUCUCAAGCAACACCCAACAAUCAUCGCAGAAGCAAUCGUCUGUCAUCACAGACUUUGCUUCCACAAGACUUUCCGACUCGCUAGAAGCAAAGAAAGCUCUUGUGAAUACGCAAGAAGAUUCCUUGCCCAUCGCGAGGAGAGGAAUCUUCCAAGACUCAUUCUUCUCCGACCUACGCCAAGGCUUCGACGCCUCUGUCAGGGAAAUCUUGAAGAAAUACAAUGACUCCGACCUCACAGUGACAGACGAUGUCAGUCACAGUGACAUCCUGAGCCGCUACAGGCAGCUUCGAUCUCGAAACAUGAGGGAAGAGAACCAGGCCUUCUCCGUCUCGUCAGAAGGUGCUAGCCUCAAGAUCGUGAUGGACGUGCAUGACUUCAUGUGCGGAGACGUCAAGGUGAAAGUCGUAGACGAGAAGGAGCUGGUGGUGGAAGGGCGCGUGGAGAAGGAAGAAGGAAGGUCAUCCGUCUCGUCACACUCCUUCAGACGCCACUUUCCCCUGCCUCACCGCACUGACAUGACACACAUCGCUUCUGUCAUGUCUUCAGAUGGUAUCCUCACCAUAACUGCUCCCAAAACGGCAGGAGAACCACACCAAAACAACCACUUCUCCAUGACUGAGGAAAGGAUGGAAUCAACAACGGCUCAAGACUCAAUACCUGAAGCACUUUCGUCCAUGAUGGAGAAAAAUAUCUCCGUCCACGAGAAUCUUGUCAAUGUAGAUCAGAAGGACUUUGAGUGUGAACGAAAACACACAUACGAGAACAAGAUGAGAAGGCUGAAGAAAGAAUGUGAAUUUCCUGCUGAAUCCAAGGAAGUUUUAAAGGCCAAUAUCUGUCAAAAUCAGUCUGUGGAUGUGUGUACAACUGCUUCUGUCCAUGAACAUGGAAACGAUGUUAAUAAUCAGGAUCAUGAACUCAAGCAAUUGUCUGAAACAUUCAAAUCAACAAUCACUGAGAAAACUAUUUGUGAUGAUUCUAUUUCUACUUAUGAUGAACAAUCAGAAUCAGAAUUUGAGUCGACAGAAGCCAUGAAACUGCACGAGGAAAUCUUGCCCAUCACUCGAAGAGGAAGCUUCGUUCAGGAUUCCUUCUUCCUCGAUGUCCACCAAGAGUUCUACACUGCCAUCAGAGAGUUCCUGAGGAAGUGGGUUAUCGCAGACAGCGAAACGACAGACAGUGAGGACUUCCUUAGCCUUAGUCACAGUGAUAUUAUGAACCGCUACAGACAGCUUCGAUCCCGUGAUUUGAGGGAAGAAACUCAAGUCUCUACCGCCACGUCCGACAACACUAGUUACAAGAUCGUGUUGGACGUCCAAGACUUCAUGAAUGGGGAUCUGAAGGUGAAGGUGGUGGACGAGACUAAGGUGGUGGUGGAAGGACGUAUGGCGAGGAGAGAAGAAGGAAGCUCAUCUGUGUCCUCGUGCUCCUUCCGACGCUGCUUCUCCUUGCCAGAGCAUAUUGAUAUGACAACCAUGAUGUGCAUCUUGUCUUCAGAUGGCAUUCUUACGAUCAUCGCUUCGAAAAUGGCAGAAGAAUCGGAAGAAUACAAAGUGAUCAGCUCCAUUGAGGAAGUUCGAGAGUCCCCUGAAGUUCAACGCUCUGAAUUCCCAACUAAUGAAACAAUCUCUCUCCAUGAGGAAUGUGAAAAAGUAAGCAAAACCACACAUGAUUGCAUUGAGUUCGAAGAUGUAAAGAUUCCAGUCUCCUCUGAAGAAAUGUGUCACUCAGUGAAAUCCGAGACAGCCCAGCAAAUCCUUCUGUCGACUGAUUCUGUAGCAACGUCGAGUCAUGAUACUGCUUUUGACUUUGUAAAAAGUCAAAAUCAUAGCAAAGAAACUAUUGGCACACUAGAAUCUGCAGAAGCGAUGGCUGAUGAUUCAGCUUCUGUGUCUGAUGAAAAUCAGUUUUACUCCGAAUCUGCACAAAUUUCAGAAGCUUCCCUGUGUCGCCGAAGUUCGAUUAGCAUGAAUGAAAUGUUUGAAAAUAGCUCUGCAUCACGUGACUUUGGACCUUCCCAGGAUUCUCUUCCUUCCGCCAUUCACAAACAAGAAAAAGACUCUGAAACUGUUGAAGUUCUUCAUCUUGAUGACUCCCAACAGGCAACUGAAAAUCUUGAUCUGCAUGCCACACAGGAAUCUGUUGAAAAUCUUGACCUGAAAGACUCCAGAUUUGUUGACAUUCUUGAUGCGAAAGAGCUACAAGAAUCUGCAAACAUUCUUGAAGUGAAAGGUACAUCUGUUGAAAUUCUUGAUCUGACCGACUCACAGAAAUCUAUUGACAUUCUUAAUGCAAAAGACUUCAGAAGAGCUGUUGAAAUUCCUGACCUUAAAGAUUCCCAGGAAUCUAAUGACCUUUUUUAUCAAAAGGAUUCACAGGAAGCUGCUGUGUUUGACCUGAAAGAUUCAGAUGUUCAUAUUCUUGAUCUUAAAGAUUCCAAGGAAUCUGUUGGCAUUCUUGAUGUGAAAAAUUCACAGGAAGCUGUUACUGAGGCUCAGAAUACGUCAGAAGCUCAGAACUCAAAGUCUUCAACCAUUUUGGACGAUGUGACUGAGGAUGCCGUGUCUGUGCAAGAAAAGUCCAAAACAGUUUCUGAGGAAGCACUCGACAGUGAAAUGAAUCAGUUGGCAGCAACUGAGAGUUGCACAGAUUCUCUUCAGUCAUCUGGAGAUUCUUGUACCUAUGAAAAGGAAGUCGUCGAUACUCGUGGACAGCUGAACCUUAAAGAGACAACUGAAACCGUACGUACAGGGGAGUCUACAGAAACUGUUGAAUCCUUGAAAGGAACGAGAAGGGUUCACAGAGAUUCGACAGACGAGCUCUUGCUCAUCACCAAAAGAGGAAACUUCUUCCAAGACUCAUUCUUCCUUGACGCUCACCGAGACUUCAGUGUCGCUCUCAGGCAGGUGUUGGACAGGUGCAAUGAAGUAAACUUUAAAGACGACAUUAACCUCCGUUACACCGAUAUCCUGGAACGCUAUAGGCAGCUUCGAUCUCGUGAUCUGAAGGAAGAGGAUCAGGCUGUUAUCGUUACAUCAGACAAGGCUUGUCUGAAGAUAAUUUUGGACGUCUACGAGUUCAUGAGUGGAGAUAUACAAGCGAGGGUUGUUGAUGAGAAGGAGUUAGUCAUUGAGGGACGUGUGGUGAAGAGCGAAGGAACCUCAUCCGAGACCUCUCACUCCUUCAGACGCAGCUUCUCUCUUCCGCAAUAUACUGAUAUCACUUCUGUUAUGUCAUUAGAUGGCAUCCUCACAGUUACUGUGAUCUUUAAGGAAGGAAAUGUCAAGCUAAAGGCUGCUGAACACUCUAUCAAGACUGAAGCAAAGUGCAACAUUACAAAAGAAACUAAUGACUCACAAUCACCUUCACUUUCUGCUGAAAAGCGUGUGUUUGAGGCUAAGACUGAAAACCAAGAUGGACUGAACAAAAAUAUGGCAUUGCAUUUAGAGGAAACUGGUAAUUUCUCUCGAGAUUUUGUGUCGGGGACAGAGAGGUCUAAACUUGAUUCCAAUUUCGAGGACAAUAGACUGAGACGCUUUGGACGAGAAUGUAACAGGGAGUCUCAAGAAACCAACAGAUAUAACGUCACCGAAGACACAAGUAUGGGAACGUCCUCUCGUUUCACGAGCGUUUCUCAGUCUAACUCCGCACUGAAGUCUUUUCCAGUCACGAGGAAAGGACUCUUCUUCUCCGAUUACUUUUUCCGAGACACAAGGGAGGAUUUCCAGAAAGCCGUAAGGGAAGUCCUGAGCAAAUGGGGAGAGAAGUCGUCCCACGGUGACGAGAUGACUUGCUACAGAAAACUACGAGCACGAAAUAUGAGGGAAGACAAUCAGGCAGUGACGUCUUCGGAAGAUGAACACCAUUAUAAGUUCGUCAUUGAUGUCCAAGACUUUAUGGACGUUGGAGAGAUCAGCGUGAAGGCUGUGAAUGAGAGAGAGUUGGUGGUUGAAGGUCGCUUGGAGAAGAAGGAAGACGGUUCGAAGUCCAGCAAGCGGUUCCUUCGUCGGUUCACUGUUCCUGGAGACAUUGAGCUUGAGGCUGUCAUUUCAGUCAUGUCUUCUGACGGUGUGCUUAAAAUUUUGGCUCCGAAGAGGGAGGGCCACAACCGAAAACACGUUUCGACUGAUGCAGAAGACAUGGACGAUGGCGAUGCAACGUUUUCAAGGAAAUUCACAAAUGGACAUCGUUUCGCCGAUGACUUUUUGAGACAGGAGAUUCAUUUUCGGAUCGAGAUUUUAGGAUUUCCCAGGAAAGGUCAAUGAUCGCUACCAAGCGCUUUCCAAGACGACGACGAAACUUUGAAAAUGGACUUGCUAAAACAAGGAGACAAAAGGAAAACUGACAAAGACUUUAAAUAUGACAUUCAGCUUUCAACGGAAACCAGGGUUUUACACGUGGACAGAAGAGGUGUAUUCACUGAAGACUAUUUUUUCGCGAAUUUUUCGUCCUGCUACAGCCAGGCAGUGAGAGAAGUGCUGGAAAAGGCUAAUGAAUGGACCUGUCGAAGCGCCAUGCACAACUACAGACGUCUGCGUCAGCGCAACCUCAAGUUGGAAACUCAGGCUGUUGGCAUCUUAGACGAUCAAAACUCGCACAAGAUUGUGAUGGACGUUUUUGAUUUUUUUAAGGGCGGGCGGGACGUGCAGUUGGUGAAGGGCCCAAAGGGAAUGCUGGUCGAGGGUCAAGCAGAAAGCAGGACAAGCAGAGUGUCCCGAGUGAGCUUUGUACGACGCUUUGUUCCUGACCUCGUCGAGCGAGACGCCAUCAGCUGCGUGUUGUCCUCGGACGGAAUCCUGACAUCACUCCAGAAGAAGCAUGCGGUACGGGUAGCAAGGGGAUUUUCAAAAAUGAAGGAGUCCCACGGUGACACGGCUGGAAGUGGAGGACAGAAGGAAGAAUCAAGAUUUUCAGUUGCCUGUUGGGAGUCAUCAAGAUGAAGAACUUCAACAGUU
This is a messenger RNA of Penaeus monodon (black tiger shrimp), 5952 nucleotides long. RefSeq lists its product as uncharacterized. Lineage: Eukaryota; Metazoa; Arthropoda; Malacostraca; Decapoda; Penaeidae. The record is from RefSeq and is a predicted model, not a curated record.